AUGAAAUGGACACUAAGAAUAGAAGAAGAGCAUAAAGAUAUUGCAGAAAUUCCUGUUUCUUUUUAUCAUAUUCUGUCUACACAAUGUGGAGCUGCACAAAUUUUCAAAGGCUGCGGUGGACCAGCAUGGGAUAUUGUUAUCAGAAGAACAAAAGUUGGGAAUAUGAUUAGAGGAAUGUAUAUCGAAGGAGGCUGGAAAGAAUUUAUUUUGGAUAAUGAUAUUGAAGUUGGAGAUACUCUAGUAAUGUAUUACAAAGGUAGAGGUAUAUUCCACACUCAAAUAUUCUCCUAUCAUGGUCAUGAUAAGACUUAUGUAGAUAUACCAGUAACUCAAACCAUAGUUACUCGAAGGAGGCUUCCACUAAAUGCUGCAGAAUUGGAACUCCAUUUAAGGCAAAUGCAAGCAGAACGUCCUGAGCCUUCAUUUACCUAUAUCUUUGAUGUUCGUUGUAUUCAUCAAGGGAGUAUUGUUGUACCUGUGCCAUUUUCUAGGAUGCAUUUUUCUGAAGCAGGUCAAUGCACAGUCGUUCUCCUUCGCCAUAGAAGUAAGCAAUGGUGUGCUGAGCUACAAAUUGUUCGAGAACAGAACAUGAUCACAUCAUGCAAACUUAGUAAUGGUGUGAACAUGUUCUAUGAACAUGCAUGUGUUGUUGCUGGUCUAGGUGCCUUAGUCAUAUAUCGACAAGGAUAUCCUCUACUAUUUGAGCUGUUGCUUGGCUCAGCUUAA
Chenopodium quinoa (quinoa) is the source of this 726-nucleotide messenger RNA. RefSeq lists its product as uncharacterized. Gene Ontology annotation, molecular function: DNA binding. The coding region runs from base 1 to 726 and encodes 241 amino acids. The record is from RefSeq and is a predicted model, not a curated record. The transcript has 3 exons. Lineage: Eukaryota; Viridiplantae; Streptophyta; Magnoliopsida; Caryophyllales; Amaranthaceae.